AUGUGGCAAACAGUUAGUGCCUUUUUCGAGUACCUAAUCCACCAGCUAUGCUUUUACGACCAUAACAACCAUAACAGUAGCGCCGACGGCGGGUGCGAUCCUAACUGUGGCGGCAGCGCCCCCUAUCCUUGCAGCUGCGGCGCCGAUCAUAAUCACAAUGGGUCGAUCAUAAGCCAGCGGCUGGACGAUCGCAGCUCGCACAACGGGCGCCGCCGGAGCUCGUCGAUCGGUGGCCUGAGCCGGACCAGUCUGGCCGGGGCCAUCAUCAACGAUCGCGACAACCUGGACAUUAGUGCGGUCGCGAGCAGCUUGCGGGACUUUGGUGGCACCGGACCCGGUCCCAGCGCCAAUGGGCCGCCGGGAGGGCCUCCAGCGACCGGCGGACCUUCGGCAGGCCCAACCCGGCCAUCCGGAGUGUCACGGAACGGGAGCGAUGCGGCGGCACAGCGCGAGGUCAGCAACAGCGUCCAGGCCCAGAUCGAGCGCAUGUUCACGGACGUCGCGAAGGAGAACGGUGGCCCCGGGGCGGCCAAUGUACAAAGCUUCGGCGUGCGGUGCCUCGGCUCGCUGCCGCUGAAGGAGAAGGUCACGAGCCUGGUCGGGCUGCAGGAACCGCUGCGGCAGCUGUACCUGAGUGGCGCCGGUCACGGGACACAAACCGGCGGUUCACUGGACAUUAGCCCGAUCGGGCUGCGAAUCCGGGCUGGGAGCGGCAAGGAGCCCUCGGUGACGCCGUUCCAAAACAUUGCCGUCUGGUCGGCGGUGAAGUUUGUGGUGUCGGGUGCGGAGGGCGGCGCCGCCUUUUUGCCGCUCAUCACCGAUCCGGAGAACAUCGACAAGAGUUCGCUGUUUCGCCCACUGAGUGCCGCCGACAAGCGGCGCCUAUCGUCCGGCCUCCAUUCGCCCCUGUUCGCGAUCGUGAUGCGCUCGACAUCCGUGCCGCGCCAGCUCGAGUGCCACGGGUUCGUCUGCCAGACGCCGGAGGAUGCCAUCGUAAUAGCGGCGACGCUCUACCAAAGCCUGAUGGCUCACAUGAGCAGUGGAGACAAUCAGCGUCCCAAGCGUCCCAAGAACCGGAACGGUGUCAGCUGCAUGAGCAUCGCGAGCAGUGCCGCCACGACCAACACCCAUCUACAGAGCGGCUCGACCAAGCUGUCCUCGCGCCGAUCGAGUGCCAGCCAGCGCAGCAUGCUGCCACCGCCACCGAGACCGCCCCGCAUGAAGCGCAGUGCGACGAGCUCCUUGAGCGGCGAAAGCGACACCGUCGCCGGUGGCCGCAACGAGGAGUCGUCGACCGAGGAGCGGCGGAAGAAGAACGUCAAGAACAAACGACCCCCACCGAUUCCACCGAAUCCGCCGAGGGCAAUAUCCAACAGGCCGCUGAUGCUGGACGAGAUCUACACCGAUCGGAGCCACUCGAACGACGAGCACGGGGUCGCCGCGAAGGAGGGUCCGUAUCCGGCGCUGACGGACAACUCGACCGGCGACAUCCUGACGCGGGUGGCCAUCCCGCGGUCGGGCAGCUUCCUCAACACCGCCGGCCUGACACGGUACAAAUCGCGCGCAACCCGGCGCCACACCGGCAAGGUGGGCGGCGGGGGCGGCUCGCCGCUCGGGUUCAGUGAGCUGUUCAACGAGUUCCGGUUGCAGGAGAACCUGCACUCGCUCGACGAGAUACUGAAUGCCAUAAUCAACUCGGACGGGAUGUCCUUCAACGAUCUGAAGCCGAUCUACAAGGAGUUCCUGCUCAAGCUGGCCGUCACGCUGACGAAGGACGAGCUGUACCAGCGCUCCAAGAGCAUCAUGCGGCGCCAGAAGAAGAAAAAGUUAAAGCGAAGAAACAGUAACGUGCAGAACCAACGGCGGAAGCUACUGAUCGGGGCCAAGGGGCUCCGCAAGGUGUUUCGCUUCGGUAAGUUUCGGAGCAAAAAAGGAACCCCAGCCGCCGGUGGAACCCACGGCGGAACCGGUGGCGGCGGUGCCCCGAACGGUGGCCGAACUGGUCACGGAGGAGGCCACGAACGGAACGGAGCUGGAGCUGGCGGCAACGGUGCUGGAGGGGGGGCCGGGGGGACGACCGCGCAGGGUAGCCGGGUACAUCAGCUCGCGGACCAGCUAUCGCUGGAUCUUAAGGCAACCGGCAAGAAGGACCGAUCCCGAAUUGGAACUAGUGGUUCGGAGGUGUCAGAGGCUCGCCAUGAGCAUACACUGACGGCGCACAACCGGAACAGCUCGAGCGGGUAUGUGUCCUGUUCGGAGUGUAGCUACGAUUCGGACGCGUGUACCUGCACGUCGGCGGACCGGUGCUACUGUAGCCUCGGCGGGGAUGACAUCAACGCGAAGCUCCACCAGGCCAGCAACCGCAGCUCGGCCCCGAGUUGCCGCAGCGAGGACAAGUGCUACUGUUCGAUGGGCGAGACGCCGAACGAGGACGGCUCGACCACCUGGUGUGACACGGACAGCUGCGUCAGCCAGGAGAAGUGCUACUGCUCCACGCGCCACGGUCAGGUGCCCAAGUGUGGUCAGGCGAAGGGCCAGGACUCCGGGGUCACAAAGCCGACGAAGCCGUCGAAGGUGGACAAACUGGCCCUGGACUACGAGCUGUUCACGGUCGGGGGCAGUGGCCGACCGGUGAAGGCAUCGGAGGCGCUCAGCGUGAAGAAGACCGUCGAGGUGGCGGCCGAGUUUGCGGACGUGAAGCUCAGCCAGACGACGGACAUCACGAACCUGAAGGCGGACCACCAUCACCAGCAGUCCGGAUCGGGCGGGUCGUCGCUGACCUCGACGACCAGAAAGUCGACCGACCACCGGAGCAGCAGCACCGGUGGCAGCCGGCAGCAUCACGGCCAUAACCACCACCACCACGCGCACCACCACCGAGCGAACCAGGAGAACGAGCAGCACCGCUCGAACGCGGUGCACUACCACCGGCACCACUACAGCACCAGCACGAAGAAGAAGUCGCUCCUGCAGCCCCUGCAGAGCCCGGUCAGCCCGGACUAUCAGUACAUCCACUCGACGCAAUCGGAUCUGAUCGUGCGCAGCGGCAAGAAGCACGAGCUGAAGAGCUGCAAGCGUCUGACCAAGUCGGAGAGCUACUAUCAGGCCGGGCGCCCCGUCAGCUCCUCGAUGGGCCUGGAGGACUCGCUGGGCUAUCUACCGUAG
Molecule: messenger RNA, 3165 nt
Organism: Anopheles cruzii
Lineage: Eukaryota; Metazoa; Arthropoda; Insecta; Diptera; Culicidae
Exons: 8
Coding region: 1-3165 (1054 amino acids)
Source: RefSeq, a predicted model, not a curated record